Molecule: messenger RNA, 974 nt
Organism: Clarias gariepinus (North African catfish)
Lineage: Eukaryota; Metazoa; Chordata; Actinopteri; Siluriformes; Clariidae
Gene: psmb7
Product: proteasome 20S subunit beta 7
Exons: 8
Coding region: 72-905 (277 amino acids)
Cellular component (GO): proteasome core complex
Molecular function (GO): threonine-type endopeptidase activity
Source: RefSeq, a predicted model, not a curated record
GAAAAGCGUAUUCAGUUGAGUGAGAGCACGAGCCCAGAGCGGAGCGUUUCCGGGAAGUAAGAGUUUCAGUAAUGGCGGCUGUGUGUGUAUGCAAGCCUCAGCUCGGAGGUUUCAGUUUCGAAAAUUGUAAAAGAAAUGCGCAACUAGAAAGUAAUGCUACUAAGCUUGGAUGCAGAAUCCCCACUGCACGCAAAACCGGCACAACUAUCUGUGGGGUUGUCUAUAAGGAUGGUGUGGUUCUUGGAGCUGACACAAGAGCAACUGAAGGAAUGGUUGUAGCAGAUAAGAAUUGUUCCAAGAUCCACUACAUCUCUCCUAACAUCUACUGUUGUGGAGCUGGUACAGCAGCAGACACUGAGAUGACAACUCAGUUAAUCUCCUCUAAUUUGGAGCUACAUUCUCUUUCCACCAAUCGCCUUCCAAGAGUUGCCACUGCCAACCGCAUGCUUAAACAGAUGCUCUUCAGAUACCAGGGAUAUAUUGGGGCAGCACUGGUGUUGGGUGGGGUUGACUGCAAUGGUCCCCACCUGUACAGCAUCUACCCUCAUGGCUCAACAGACAAGCUACCCUAUGUUACCAUGGGCUCUGGAUCCUUGGCUGCUAUGGCUGUGUUUGAAGAUCGAUACAGACCUGACAUGGAGGAGGAGGAGGCGAAGCUUCUGGUGCGUGAUGCCAUCGCAGCUGGUAUAUUCAAUGAUCUGGGCUCAGGCAGUAACAUUGAUUUGUGUGUGAUCACCAAAGGCAAGGUGGACUACCUGAGACCACAUGAUGAAGCCAACAAGAAGGGUGUUAGAACCGGUGACUACAAGUACAAGCGAGGCACCACUGGUGUUCUGACCUCAUCAGUGACCCCAAUUCUGAUGGAAGUGGUGGAUGAGUCUGUGCAGACCAUGGACACCUCCUGAAGCAUGUUGUAUCUCAUGAAUGACCAUGUUAUUCCACUGUUUACAAUAAAAUAUGUUGUAAAAAGCCUU